UGCAUGUAUAUGUAUGUGUAGUGAACCCUUAAGCUGCUAUUGGGUGAACACCAGGGGAGGAGGUGUGUUCAGUUUCACAGUAUAGCACUUGUGUUAUGAGAGCCUUCUGCCAUCCCCCUUCCUAGUCCUCAAUAGCGAGUGUGCUGCAGCUCUGGAUGCUGUGUAUGCAUGAGGGGAAGAGAGGAGGGACUGCCAUAGAUUCUCUGAGCCCGGGUCUGCAGGUCUGCCUUGCAUCUGCAGUGGAGACUGAAAGAAAGGUUGAAACUGGAAGGAAGGAGAAAAGCGACAGUAAGAAAAACAUUCUAGAGAGAAGACGAGAGUGACUACAUAUUUUUCUACACAUGACAGGCUUCUCACGUCUCUAAUAAACAGAUAUACUGUGUUCGACUCCCUCCUCCAGAUGUCUGUACCGUGGAUUAGUUAAAUCUGGAAAUUGGCAUCAAGAAGAACAAGACCUUCUGCUAACAUUUAGAACAGAACGAGAGACGGAGAGUCGAUGACACUGAAACACACAAAUGAUGGACAAGAAAAGUGCAAAUGGCUUUUCCACCAAGGCUUCUGAGAGUGGGGGGCAGAGGAAACAGCUGCCAUAUUCUGUGGAGACCCCCUAUGGCUUUCAUCUGGAUCUGGACUUCUUAAAAUAUGUUGAUGACAUUGAGAAGGGUAAUACCAUCAAGAGAGUGCAUAUACAGAGAAAGAACAGGGGGCCAAAAUAUAGCACACUGCCACGCAAUUUCAGCCUUCCUGGACAUGGUGCAAGACCUGCAGCUAAAGACACAUGGUCCAACACCUCCACCCUGGGGUCCAAACCCAAGUCGCGUGUAACUGAAGUACAGCAACUUUUUGAUUUCAGAGCCAGCACUGACAAUGCUAGCAGCAGUAGCAGCCAAAGCACCCCUGCUGCUCAAUCAAAUGUACAAGGUAGCAGCUACCUCUCUUCCCUCAAAACUGUGGAGAAGGCCCAUGUUCAGGCUUCCCAGGACCAUCAGGCUUCUCUGAGCCUUAAUGUGAGGCCUCACUUGUUUCGGGCAUCCAGCAUGCCUGUUAAUGUGCCGCACAGAAAAGCUUCUGAUGCUACCGAAGAGCAGAGCUGUAAAUCACAGAAUAGCUCGACUGAAAAACUGUUUCGCCCUGUGGAUGGUAGUGACAGAAGAGGGAGUAUUCCUCAAGACAGGGCCAGUCUGCAUCAACAGAUAACAGCAGCACUGAAACGGGUGCGGGAACUAGAGGAGCAGGUCAGGACAAUCCCUGAGUUAAAGGCUCAGAUUUGCUCCCUAAGAGAAGAGAAGCAACAACUUAUUCAGAGUAUUCAAACACAGUCUCAUGUCAAGAGUCUGUCAGAGAAAGAGCCAAGUGAAAAAACACAACAGGAAUCCCAAGAAAGUACUAACCUUCCUUCUGCAACAAAACAGCAAGAGGGUCCAUCACUUUCCCAGGAUACUGAUAGUCACGCUAAAAUUCCAGAAAUAGAGGCAAAUGUAGAUAAGCUAGCCCAGAAAAUCGAAGAGCCGCAAACUUGUACAGCUUUGGCAGAAGGACCAACUCUAUGUGUGGUCUCUAUUCCAGUGAUACUCAUUGAUAAAGUUGAAAGUCCAACUGAUUCAGAAGGAUCUGAGAAAAUGUUUGAAGAACCUGAGAAUGGGACUGAAGUAUCUUUUGGAACAGGGAUUUCGGAACAUGGAUUAGAAGAUCAAGAGGAAAAGCCAGAAAAAAAAGACUCUGACCUAACAUUAGGAUUCUCCAUAACAGAAGAAAAAGGAGAUAAAUCUGAAAAAACAGAAACAAUUGAUCAGUCUGGUGAAAAGGAAAACAUGGCCUGCACAAUAAAUGAACAAGAUGUUCUCACUAUCCAAGAACUCCAAGAAAAAGUGAAGACAUUGGAGGAAAGAUUACGGCAGGUCAGCUGUGACCUAGAAACAACAAACUCCCUACUGAAUGUACAGAUGGAAGAGAAUAGACAAAAGGAUGUAACAAUUCAGGAGCUAAGUGAGAAAGUAAAAGAACCCAUUGAAGACAUUGUAGAGCAAGAGCCGAAGGUUCCACAAGAGACUGAGCCGUUUCCUCAGCACGUUAGUACUCGUGAGGCAUCAGUCAAUACCGAUAGCAAGCAUGUGCUAGAAAAAGAAGUCCUAACAGAUUUUGACCUUCAACCAAUUGACACUAUCAAAAAACCUGACCUAAUUUGUUGUAGUACUCAAACAAGUAUAGUUGAGAUGCGAGAAAUUGAAGUCUUAGCACAGGUGAUGACAUCUGAAAAAGUUGUUGGUGUGGAAAUUGUAACACGUGACCAGGCAGUUGAAACAGAUGAGUACGAAAAUGGCAUAAAUGUCAAAGAAAGAAAAGAACUUGAAACUGCAGAAGAAUUACCUGCAUACGGUGUAGACAGAGAUGAUGUAAAUAAGGAGAAAAUGAAUGAAAGCAUGGUCAUUGAGACUGAUGUGGCUGAAGAGUAUGUUAUAGUAGAAAAGACCGAAGAUGAUUUGGUUGAUACAGUACCCAAGGAUAAACUAAAUCUCAAGACCAUGGUUUGGGAAAAAGAAUUGGUGGAGAAUGUUACUGUGAUAAAGGAAACCAUAAAACCAGACACUAGCACAGAUGAACCAUUGCAGCAAGACCAAAAGCAACCUCUAGGACAAGACAUUCAGUCUCAACCUCAGAGACCUGCUGAAGCUUCAGCCUCACCUGCAGCCAUAGGCCAGGUUGUCACUCGGAUCCAAGGUCUCCUCAAUGAACAGUGGGCCAGUCUGGGGAGUGGGAGCCAGGAACCAAAAGCAGAGGGCUCUCAAAAACAGCCAGUCUCAAAGAUAAGCUCUAUCCAAAGUCACCUCCGAGGCUCACUUAGUGCACUUUCAGCCUUCUAUUCUCCUGUUCAAAAAGGAAGUGCAGCAAAGCAAUCAGGCCUCAAAUCUAUCAUGAAGAAGAAUGACUGUUCUGAUAAGCAGAGGACUGGAGGAGCCAAGAAAAACCUGAAAUUUGUUGGUGUAAAUGGAGGCUAUGAGACAACAUCCAGUGAGGAGUCCAGUGGGGAGGAGAAUGAGGACGAAAGGGAGAAAGACAAAGAGAAGGAGGAGUUGGAGGAGGAAGUGGAUAGCUCGGAGACGGAGGAACAGGGAGAGGAACGUGGAGUGGUCCCAGAGGAGGAGAAAGAGGAUGCUACUGCUGGGGAGCAGGCUGAAGAAGCUCAGGCAGGGGGGUCCCAGGGUUCUGUGGAUCCUAAAGACCUCCAAACUGGUGUUGAUCCCCAGGAGGAGCAGCCCAGCAGUGAACUUGUAGAUAAAAACUUCAUGGCAGCUUGUCACUACCUAAAGGAUCGAAUGGCAGAAGUUGCUGCACCAAGCAAAGAUAUGAGGCAGGUUCUGAUGGUGCUUUAUCAGGAAUGGUUCCGUGUAUCCAGUCAGAAAGAGUCCCAGGCAGAUACGGUCACUCUGUAUCUGAGAGAAGUUGGAAAUCACACCCCCACUCUCCUGCGCUAUAUAGUAAACCUGGCUGAUGGCAACGGCAACAUGGCCCUACACUACAGUGUCUCCCACUCCAACUUCCAAGUAGUCAAGCUCCUGUUGGACACUGGGCUUUGUGAGGUGGAUCAUCAGAAUAAAGCCGGCUACACGGCGAUCAUGUUGGCAGCUUUGACAGCAGCAGAAGGACCUGAGGACAUGGAAGUGUCCCAGCACCUACUGAGCCUGGGAAACAUCAACGCCCGGGCAGGCCAGUCUGGUCAGACAGCAUUGAUGCUGGCAGUUAGUCAUGCGCGCACAGCGAUGGUCCAGGUUCUUCUCAACUGUAAUGCCGAUGUGAACACACAGGACCAAGAUGGCUCCACGGCGCUGAUGUGUGCCUGUGAACACGGCCACAUUGAGAUAGCCAAACUACUGCUAGACAGAACAGAAUGUGACACUAGCCUGAAAGAUAAACACGGGCACACCGCACUGUCCCUGGCCAUCAAGUUCUCCCACUCUGAAAUAGUCGACCUUCUGAAGGCCCACGCUGAGAAAGCUGGAGCUUCACACACUACAAGUCUUCUCUGAGGUUGCUUGUACACUUCCUCUGCAGUAGCAACAGUACCUGCAUUCACCCUCAAGCUGCCUCAACCAGACAAACUGACCAGUGAGACUUAUUCAGGAAAGCAAAAAUGGACUUUCCUCAGUGUGGAUAAGCAACAGGCCAAGUAUUUACAGCUCUCUGAAGCGCAGUUAAACAAAGCUCUUAACUUAAUGUGGAUGAAGCAUGGUACAUUGUUACAUCUUGUGUCCUGUUUUUCAAGUAGUAUUAUAUUUUUGUCAGCAGACAGUAGACAGCAUUAUACAUGAAUGUUACUAUAGAGUCUAACAGAUACAUACUAUAUUUAUUUUAUAUUGCACCUUGCUAUACUUUUUUUUUUUUAAUUCUCCUCUGAAAUAUACAAGGCCUGUCUGAAUAUAUCCUGAUGAGCAAAAUUGUGUCUUCCAUCAAGAAGGUUAUCAGGUAAUGCUUUUCAUGUUAAAAUGUAAAGGGUUUAUUUUCUCUUCAGCAUGAGGAUAAUAAAAUGGCAGGAUAGCUCCCAUACCAAAUACAUUCACCCAAUAAAAUGCAACAGAAUACAGAAAACGUUAGGUCAAUGCUGGACUCUGUGAUGCGCUUCACACGAUAUGGUCGGGUGUUUUGAAAUAAUCAUGAUUUAUGUUGAGCUUAUGUCGAGGAUAGGAUAUGCCGAGGUGAUAUAGAAAAGCCCCAUAAAAAAUUUAAAUGAAUUUAAAUAGGUAUAGGUGGGAAAAUCAAUAUUCUGGUUUCCACUACAAACACUGGCUUUUAUAGCCAAAUUAAUUAGCAAGCAUGGAUGACACACAAUCUUUCCAGUCAGAAACAUUAAAGAAUAACUGACAAAUACUAGCAGAAUAAAGUCAGACAUAAAUCUGCAGUCACUUUGUGGUUAAACACAAUGAAGCUAAAGCAACAACAGCUAAAGACUAGCCAGAAUGGUGUAUUAUUUAUAGUGAUAUAUCACAAUGUCCUUUAUAAAUAUAUUUCUCUGUAUUGCAUCUGUUUGCACAUAACUAACUCAUUGUAGAUUUUUAUUUUAUAUUUUACAGCUCCCAAAUUUUAGUCAAGUCACUUAGGCUUCCAUGAAAUCAAAACACAAGACUUGGCAACAUUUACUUGCCCUGGAGUCUAGCUACAGUAAUACAUGUAAGAUUUCUCCACCCUGACAACAUUUAUGUCCAUCAUUUGCUGAAGCAAACACUUGAAUCGAAUAAGAUCCGAGGAUCAUCAGUAUUAAGUAUUUAAUGCAUGCUGUUGUAUUAAAUGCUGAGAUAAUAAUAAUAACCCUGGAAAUCAUAUAAAUAACAGAGAAAGCAAUGUUGAAGCUUUCUGCUAGACUUUUCAAUAGUGCAAAUUUGAUCUGAUUUUUAGGGUCUCUUACUGGUGUAAAAAACAGGUCUCUUACUGGUGUAAAAUUGGAUUCUUGUACAAUUAGAUGCCAUAUUGGACUGAACAAAAUGUUUAUUUUUUGGUAGCACCAAAAAUGCUAUUAGACAUUGACCAAAAUGUUAUUAGAUGACAAUCAGAAAUCAAACCAACAUCAACAUCUACAUGUACAAAUGGACUCAUUUUUUAGCUAUUUUCCAG
Molecule: messenger RNA, 5604 nt
Organism: Tachysurus fulvidraco (yellow catfish)
Lineage: Eukaryota; Metazoa; Chordata; Actinopteri; Siluriformes; Bagridae
Gene: kank4
Product: KN motif and ankyrin repeat domains 4
Exons: 12
Coding region: 516-4025 (1169 amino acids)
Biological process (GO): negative regulation of actin filament polymerization
Cellular component (GO): cytoplasm; cytoskeleton
Molecular function (GO): protein binding
Source: RefSeq, a predicted model, not a curated record